Ostrinia nubilalis (European corn borer) is the source of this 2098-nucleotide messenger RNA. RefSeq lists its product as uncharacterized. Bases 265 to 1989 code for a protein of 574 amino acids. The record is from RefSeq and is a predicted model, not a curated record. Lineage: Eukaryota; Metazoa; Arthropoda; Insecta; Lepidoptera; Crambidae. The transcript is spliced from 3 exons.
AGGGUAUUCCACUCUGUUUGGCAAAGUACUAUAAUAUGUUCUUUUCAUCGUUAAAAGCCACCAAAAAAAAUAUUUCGGCGAAAUAAACCCGCUUUCAUGCCAUAAAAAUACUUCAAAAUUUUGAAUAUAUUUAUUCCCGCGAAAACAGGCUUCUGCGCUGUCCGCCAUGUUUAUGACGUCAUUUCGGCAUGUAAACAAAACUUGACGUAGGUACACUCUCGACAUCGUAUUUUGUUUUUGAAAAACUCAGUUGAAAAACAAAAAAUGAAUAACACUCGUUAUCGGUGGUGUGCAGUGUCUAGUUGUAAAAAUACUAGCGUAAAAACCCCGGAAAAAUUGUUUAUCCAAGUGCCGAACGACCUUAAAAUGAGAAAUGUUUGGUUGGAAUUCGCUAAACGUGAUCCUAUGUCAUUAUCAACUAAAAGCCGAUUAUAUAUGUGCGAAGAUCAUUUCAAUUUGGAACAAGACAUGGAAAAUUUUAUGGAGUACAAGAUUAUGGGAUCCGUGAAACAUGUCAAAAUGAAAGGCAAUAUCACCCCGUCCCGAUUAUGUUAUCAUAGUGAGAGAAAGCGGAAGCUGUCACCAAGUCCGAGUCAGCCAACUGUUACAAAAAUACAAAAGGUGGAUUUUGUACAAGGAGCUGAAAAAAGCAUGUUGGUUGAAGACUACAUGGAACCAACAGCAUCAUCGUCUAAGUCAGAUGUACCAAUACUUCUUACUGAAAAAAAUAAUGAGGACAAAGAAACCCAAGUGCAAACACUGACCACUGACAAGUCAAUCCAGGUGCAAGUAUUAUCACAGGAAAGCAAAUCAAUACAAGCAAAUAUAGUGCCUCAUUACAGAAGUAAAGCUACCCAGUGCACAUUCAAAAUAAGAGACCAAUGUUUGUCACCCAUAAAGACUAGUGUGUCUAUUGCAACGUCACCUCAUAUCAAAGGAAGCCAAAUAAAUAUACCAAGUACAUCAGGAGUCACAACAUCUGCUAAACGCAAACUAUCAGUUAUAUUUGAAGAAAAGUCGGACAGUGAAAUAUCACUUGCUCCAUCACUUUCAAGUGAAUGGCCUACACCAACUAAAUGUAAGACAACGUCUGACAGUAGCUUACUAGAAGAAUUAAAGUUAGAAGACCAAAAGCUAUAUUACUACAACACUUUAUCUAAAAUUAAGAAAAACAGCAGGCUGUAUCUGGGUAUUCCUAAUGGGCUUUAUUUUUUGGUACAUAUAAUAAAGAAACAUACACAUAUAACAGAACAACACAUUUUGUUGUGCCUCAUGAAAAUUAGACUCAACAGAACAUUUUCGCAACUGGCCGAUGAUUUUGGGUUGUCAUUGUCACAAACAAGUCAAAUCUUUCUGAGUAAGUUACCAUUAAUAAGCAAAGCAUUGUCUCCUUUUAUAAAACCUUUCAGUCCUGUCUCAAUAAAACGGAACUUACCUAUAGCUUUCCGACAUCGAUUUCACAAAGUUACCUGUAUCAUUGAUUGUUUAGAAAUUCAAAUACAGAAACCAACAAUGGCAGUACGUCAAGCACUGACAUGGUCAGAAUAUAAAAAAGCUAAUACAAUUAAAUAUUUAGUUGCAUGUACACCUGAUGGACUGGUUAGAUUUGUUUCUUCUGGAUAUGGGGGUAGGAUAACGGAUGUUCAGCUAGUAGAGAACUGUACAUUUUUAGAUAGUUUGGAACCUGGCACUUGUAUUCUAGCAGAUAGAGGGUUCAAACACAUUGAAUUCUAUUUAAAACAAAGAAACUUUUCUUUGGUGAGGCCUCCAAGUGUCAGUAGUGGUUCCAAACUAACAAAAUCUGAAGUGAGGCUAACUAAACAAAUAGCUAGCCUUAGAAUUCACAUAGAGAGAGUGAUACGCAGAAUUCGAGAGUUUGCCAUAUUAAAACCCCAUUCAGUUGUUAACUCUAAUUUAAUUCCUAUUCUUGAUGAGUGUAUUGUAACAGCUUGUGCUCUGAUAAAUAUACAAGAUUCCCUAAUUAAAUAAUUGUAAUUACCUAUGUUUAGUUUAUAGUUUUCAUCUACAAAUAUUUUCCUUUAGUAUUUUCUUAAUCUUGUAGUCAUAAUUUUGGUUAAGACAAUGUUUGCUAAUGUUA